AUGGCAGCAAUGCUUAUGCGAGUAUUCACGGCAUUCGGCCCUCCGAAAGUUGAAAAGAAGAAUGAUGCUAUCCGCUUCGGUAUCCUCGGGGCGGCCCAGAUUGCGCCUCUUGCCUUGAUCACACCCGCCCUCUCACAUCCCGACGUUAUUGUGCAAGCAGUCGCUGCUAGAGAUUAUGCUCGUGCCUCAGCAUUCGCCAGAAAGCACAACAUCCCCGAUGUUCGCACGUCCUAUGACGAAAUCCUCGAAGACCCUAAGAUCGAUGCAGUCUUGGUUCCUUUGCCUAAUAGUUUGCAUUUCGAGUGGGCUGUGCGCGCCAUUCGCGCUGGCAAGCACGUUCUUCUAGAGAAGCCAUCGACCUCUAACGCUACCGAGGCCGAGAUUCUCUUCAACCUACCUGAACUGUCACAGCCAAAUGCCCCCGUACUGCUCGAGGCAUUCCACAACCGAUUCCAUCCAGUAGUGCACAAGUUCCGGUCCUUUAUCACCCCCGCCGAUGUCGUCCACGUCCACACAGACUCUAUGGUGCCAUGGUUGAUGCUCGACAAGGAUAAUAUUGGGUUCAACUACAAACUCGCUGGCGGGAGUAUAAUGAUGCUAGGCACAUAUAACUUCGGCGUUAUCCGCUUGAUUUUCGAUGAUAACCCGUGGACCAAAUUUCGCUUUCCGAACGGUGGUAUUGCCGAAGCUUCCACCACUAUGCGUGGGCCUAUCCUAUGGAAACCGUCCGAGGCUCGCGUCACGCACAAGGAAGUCGCCGUCGAUGACAAGUCCCUCCCGGAGACACAGGAGAAGCUACGCACCCGGAUCGUGACGCUGCACGGUUUUAUCCACGCUGUUAUCUGGCACCGUAUCGAUGUUAAGGAUACCUUCGUCGUUCGGAACAAGGGGGAUCGUAUGCCGAUUAAGACUUGGACAGAGUCCAAGUCAUAUAAGGCUUACAGUUACAAGGAGGCUGGGGGAGAGUUUGCGAAUCUCCCCGGUGAGGACUGGUGGAUGUCAUAUCGGUACCAACUUGAAGAGUUUGUCAAUCGUGUUAAGGGGCGUUCCACGCAAUUUUGGGUUGAGGGUAAGGAUUCAUGGGAUCAGAUGAGAAUGAUCGACAUGGCGUAUGAGAAGAGCGGGCUGGGAUUGCGGCCAACAAGUGCGUUCCGGUGA
This is a messenger RNA of Penicillium egyptiacum, 1158 nucleotides long. The record is from the annotation of a GenBank genome assembly. NCBI's taxonomy places the organism in Eukaryota, Fungi, Ascomycota, Eurotiomycetes, Eurotiales, Aspergillaceae.